Messenger RNA from Neopsephotus bourkii (Bourke's parrot), 3907 nucleotides. It is a transcript of the gene CNR1, whose product is annotated as cannabinoid receptor 1. Lineage: Eukaryota; Metazoa; Chordata; Aves; Psittaciformes; Psittacidae. Gene Ontology annotation, cellular component: membrane. Gene Ontology annotation, molecular function: cannabinoid receptor activity. The transcript has 2 exons. The record is from RefSeq and is a predicted model, not a curated record. Bases 1292 to 2713 code for a protein of 473 amino acids. Gene Ontology annotation, biological process: G protein-coupled receptor signaling pathway.
ACCUUAGUGUGGCCAUUCCAAAAUGCUUGGAGACUGUUAUCCCAUUGGGAGUUUUGGUGAUGAAGGUGUUAUGUGCUCAAGUGAGAGCUGGGAUGGCUUUCAUUUAUACCGAGUAGAGGUAAGUGAGGAAGUUAAGAGGCAAGGGAGAGCCCAAACCCAGAUAUUCAUUUAGUAUUGCCCAAGACUUUUACCAAUACAUUGCCAGUCAUGGUUCUGUAGGUCUUGUCCACUAUCUUCCACUCACCUAGUUUCUCCGCUUCUGCAUGUUCUAAGAAAAAAUACUGUAACUUCUCCAACGCAAACUUUGUGACCUCUCUGGUCAUGCAGUUGGCUACCUGGGCAUCUGCAGAAUUCGUUUUUCUCAGUGGCAAUUGCUCUUCAUUUCUCUGCAGGUGUCUCUGUUGGCUUUAUCUGAGCCUCCUGAAAUAGUAAAUGAUUUUAGGUGUGUUUCACAAAUAUUUUAGAGAUGAGUGUUCUACAAAACCACUCAUCGACCAUUUAAGUGAGAAUCUGGAGGGUUUUCUCUUCUCUAAUAGCAAAUUUGCACACUGUUGAUGGUUUAAAAUAUGUACUGUGGGCGACCCUAACACUGGGAUUUGGCCAAGUUCAAAGCAGCUGUGCAGAUGGACACAGAAGGCAGAGGGAAAUAGACCCUUUUAAUCAUAACAAGGCUGCUCUUAUUUUCCUAUCUUUAGUGGAAAUGCAUGCCAGACCCUUGUACUUAAAAGCAAGCUGCAAAUGUGCCAGAAUAGACAGCAACGGCAUUUGUUAUUAAUGCAAAGUUGAAAAUGUGACAGCCUGUCUUAGUAGUGCUCUUUAUGUCUCCAUAUCUAGGCUGUAGUGCUGCAAAAAGUGCACAUCCGAUCACUGAUGGUGGGAUGAGAAUCCCCCCCUCCCCAGAACUCAGGCUCUUUGAAAGUGCAUGGCUCUGUUAAUGAUCGCUGAAACCAGCCACAACCUGUCCUUUUGAAAUGGUUAUAAUGACUUAUAAAUCAAUUUCUCGUUAGAAAGAACUUCUUUUUUUUUUUUUCCUUUUUCCCGAAGGUGCCAUUGUUGCCCAUGAAAAAUGAUUGGGUUUGCAACAUAAGGUUGGAGCACAUUUUAUUCUGCCAUUUGUGCCUCAUGCAGGGGCAUUAUGGUGAUGAACACACCAAGCCCAGUUCUGCCUCUCUGCAGCAGAAACAUCCUUUUUUCAUAAAGCUACCCACAUCCAAAUUACAGAUAAAAUAGGAUUUCCUCUGAUGCAUUUUUCCGUGCCACAAGUCUCUCCGAAACCAACAAGACUGGGGUUAUGAAGUCAGUCCUAGAUGGCCUCGCAGACACAACUUUCCGAACAAUCACAACAGAUCUCCUUUACGUGGGCUCCAACGAUAUCCAGUACGAAGACAUGAAAGGCGACAUGGCAUCCAAGCUGGGAUACUACCCCCAGAAGUUCCCUCUCUCUUCCUUCAGGGGUGAUCCUUUCCAAGAAAAAAUGACUGCGGGAGAUGAUCCCCUGUUGAGCAUUAUUCCCUCAGAUCAGGUCAACAUCACCGAGUUUUACAACAAGUCCCUGUCCACGUUUAAGGAUAAUGAGGAGAACAUACAGUGUGGGGAGAACUUUAUGGAUAUGGAGUGCUUUAUGAUCCUGAACCCCAGCCAGCAGCUGGCCAUCGCUGUGCUGUCACUCACCCUGGGCACCUUCACGGUCCUAGAGAACCUCCUUGUCCUAUGCGUCAUCCUCCACUCUCGAAGCCUCCGGUGUAGACCCUCCUACCAUUUCAUCGGCAGCCUGGCUGUGGCCGAUCUCCUGGGCAGUGUGAUUUUUGUCUACAGUUUUGUGGAUUUCCAUGUUUUCCACCGGAAGGACAGCCCCAACGUCUUCUUGUUCAAACUGGGUGGAGUUACAGCCUCCUUCACUGCGUCCGUAGGUAGUCUUUUCCUCACGGCAAUAGACCGGUACAUAUCUAUACACAGGCCACUAGCUUACAAAAGGAUUGUUACCCGACCAAAGGCUGUUGUAGCGUUUUGUGUGAUGUGGACCAUCGCUAUUGUAAUAGCCGUUCUUCCUCUGCUUGGCUGGAACUGCAAAAAGCUCAAUUCUGUUUGUUCAGACAUAUUCCCUCUCAUCGAUGAGACGUACCUGAUGUUCUGGAUCGGGGUCACCAGCGUCCUCUUGCUGUUCAUUGUCUAUGCCUACAUGUACAUACUGUGGAAGGCUCACAGCCACGCUGUUCGCAUGAUUCAGCGGGGCACGCAGAAAAGCAUCAUCAUCCAGUCUACGGAGGAUGGUAAGGUACAGAUCACGAGGCCUGAUCAAACUCGUAUGGACAUCAGGUUAGCCAAAACCUUGGUCCUUAUCCUAGUCGUUUUAAUCAUAUGCUGGGGCCCUCUGCUCGCCAUCAUGGUGUAUGAUGUCUUUGGCAAAAUGAACAAGCUCAUCAAAACUGUCUUUGCCUUCUGUAGCAUGCUCUGUUUGCUGAAUUCCACAGUGAAUCCCAUCAUCUACGCUCUGAGGAGCAAGGACUUGCGACACGCCUUCCGCAGCAUGUUCCCCACCUGCGAAGGAACCGCGCAGCCCCUCGACAACAGCAUGGAGUCUGACUGCCAGCACAAACACGCCAACAACGCAGGGAACGUGCAUAGGGCUGCCGAGAGCUGCAUUAAGAGCACAGUUAAGAUUGCCAAAGUUACCAUGUCUGUCUCCACAGACACGACUGCUGAAGCAUUGUAAGUCAGAGACUUCUCAGCCUUGUGAGAAAAGGAGUUAGUUUAAAAAAUAAAGGUUUAAAAAUUCAACAACAGAAAAAACCAAACCUGUGGCUUAUAGUGUUUGUACCCUCCUGUAAUAUUUCUUUGGUUUGUCAUUGUAAGCUGGGCAAUGAUUGUGUUAAGAACAUUACCAUCAGCCAGUUCUUCAGGUUUUGCAAUUAGGAAUUCAAGCUAGAUUUUCAUAAGUGUUUUUCUCAGAACGUGUUUACUGAAUGAUAGGAUGUUUCCUGAAAGAACACAGAGAAAAUACCAGGUUAGCAGCGGUUCCUUUGGGGGUGUGAAGAAAAAUGGUGAAACCUAAUUGAAAACUAAUGCAUCCUAAACCAAUGCCAUCAAGUAAGAGAAAAAGCUGUGUAAUCAUGCUGUUCAUUUCAAUGUGAAGUGUAUUUCAUGUCUGUAAGUAAUAGGAGGUUUUGAUUUUUUCCAAAAGCAGCAGUGUUGAGUUUUAGAGGUUUUGUAAAACGUGUCGUGUCCUGUGAAUCGUGUGCUGUUUUAUUCUGUGUUAUCGAUAUUUGUCUGAUAAACAAAGUGAUAAGGUAGACUCCGUGGAAAUAAUGUGAAACGUGAUAUGUAAACCCCAUUGAAAAUACUUACUGUAUUUGAAGAAUUCCUAUGAGCUAUUUUGGAAAUUUUACACUUUAGUGGUCUUCUAUGGACUUAGAGGAGAGGGUUUGUGUUCUUCUACUAAAUUGUUUCCUCACUACCUUUUACUUUCACACGCAUAUGAGAGUAACAGCAACAAAGGAAUAGAGGAGGAAUGUAAGAAAGGAAUGCACUGGUUCAGACUUGUAAAUACCACUGCAUUUAUACAGAAGGACGUUUAUGGUUGUACAGACUAUUGCCCUGCUCUUGGGCAUUGCGUGAAUAUGAACACUGAGAAGUGAAGGUCCUGGAUAUUGGCUCCCUUAACAUGCAACUGGUUUUUAGCCACAUGCUGGUGCUGGACCACUGAAGACAGCAUGUGUCAGACUCAAUGUGCGAUGUUAUCACUGUGCAGUCGAUGUAUACUUGAAUUGUGUCUCAUUCCUGUAUCCCAGGUUUAAGCAGAUGCAGAGCCUGAGAUGCCAAACUCCCGUCUUCACUAAAAGAGGAGGAAAUACUGUCAGACAUUUUCUUAUUGUGUGAGCGUGUAUAUAAAUAAAUAUCUGUGUGUGUA